Molecule: messenger RNA, 516 nt
Organism: Ixodes scapularis (black-legged tick)
Lineage: Eukaryota; Metazoa; Arthropoda; Arachnida; Ixodida; Ixodidae
Exons: 1
Coding region: 1-516 (171 amino acids)
Source: RefSeq, a predicted model, not a curated record
AUGAGCCUAGCGGUGCCGCCUCCAUUCCUUCCCGCUCUUGGGAGACCUGCUAUCCCGUGGAAACAGUGGCGGCGGGUGUUCCAAAAUUACCCGCUGGCUUCGGGGGGCGACGCCCAUGGACCUGCUCGGCGGAAGGCCCUACUUCUACAUUGCCUCGGUGUUGAGGGACAGAGAGUCUUCUACACACUUCCAGAGACGCGUCCUCUGGUACCACUGAAGAAACCAACUUCCGGAACGAAGACACUGACUGCGCCGGACGAGUGUGAUGUCGCUCUGGCGGCCCUGGAGGCCUACUUCGCGGCAACUUUGAACAUGGUCGUUGCACGACACCGGUUCAGGCAGCGAGCGCAGCUACCGGGGGAAUCUGUCGAAGCAUUCGUUGCCGAGCUGCGAGACCUGUCGGCGGACUGUGAGUUCGGACUUAUAACGGACGAGUUCAUCCGAGAUCAGCUGGUGGCGAAGACUGCCAGCCAGCAGUUACGAGAGCGUCUACUACACUGGAAGGAAGUAGCCUAA